AGUUUUUUUUUUUUGCUUGUCAAAAAUGAAGAUUUUUUCAUCUUUGAGAAUUUGUAAAAUUAUUUUAAGAAUCUCUUUUGUUUUGCUUUCCAACUUAUCCAUUGAUGCCCAAGAUUUACAAAAAUGUUCCCACUUUCUAAAACGAGAAUCAUUUCCACCUAACUUUUUGUUUGGAGCUGGAACUUCUGCCUUACAGGUUGAAGGAGCAGCUCAUGAAGGAGGAAGGGGACCAAGUAUAUGGGAUGAAAGAGUUAAUCGAUCAUAUAUUGAUAGUGAUAAGUUUCCAACAAUGAUACAACAUUAUAGACGAUACAAGGAAGAUGUUCAACAUUUGAAGAAUCUUGGAAUAAAUUCUUAUAGAAUGUCCAUCUCAUGGAGUAGAGUUUUGCCGAAUGGAACCAUAAAAGGAGGUGUAAAUCAAGAAGGUAUUGACUUCUACAACAAUUUGAUCAAUGAACUACUUGCAAAUGGCAUUACACCUUUUGUGACUUUCAUGCACUUUGACUAUCCUCUUGCCAUUCAGAAAAAUCUUGGUGGCUUUUUGAAUAGCUCCAUUGUAAAUUAUUACAAAGAUUAUUGUGAACUCCUUUUUAAAACAUAUGGAGAUCGAGUCAAGCAUUGGACCACAAUCAAUGAACCACAAGUUGUAGGUUUGUAUACUUACAUGCAUGGCUAUGAUAAUGAAGAUCCAGAACCAUGUCAAACUACCAAACUUUGCAAACAACCAUAUAUUAUAGUUCAUAACUUCAUCCUUUGCCAUGCUACUACAGUGAAGCUAUACAGAGAAAAAUUUCAAGCAACACAAAAGGGGGAAAUUGGAAUUGUUAUUGGAUCUGAAAGUUUUGUACCUUACAGUUCAAAAUCAAAAGAUGUAGUUGCUGCUAAAAGACUUAUGAAGUUUUUCAUAGGAUGGGUUUUACAUCCAGUUGUCUAUGGCGAUUAUCCAAAAAUCAUGAGAAAGUUAGUAGGGAAUAGGCUACCAAAUUUCACAAAAGAGGAGAAAAAAGUUGUCACGAAAAGUAUAGACUUUAUUGGGAUCAAUUAUUAUACUUCUCAUUUUGCUAAAUAUGAAACAAACAAAACAAAGAUGAAAGUUUUAGACAAUUAUGAUUCCUUAGCAAUAACAGAAGAUUUUAAUUCAGAAGGAAAAAUACUUGGUUAUUUGGAUAAGUAUGGUAAGAUUUUUGUCUACCCUGAAGGACUAUAUAAUGUCUUACAAUAUAUUAAGAGAAAGUAUCAAAAUCCUAAUAUCUACAUCACUGAGAAUGGUAUCGGCUCAUUUAACCUUACAAAUCCUUUAAAUGACACACAUCGAAUCAAAUAUUUAGCCACACAUUUAAACUAUACCAAGAUAGCAAUUGAAAAUGGAGUAAAAGUCCGUGGUUACUUUGUAUGGGCUGCAUUUGAUACAUUUGAAUUUCAAGCGGGCUAUUCUGAAAAUCGGGGACUUAUUCAUGUUGAUUUUAAAGAUUGUCUCAAGCGUCGACUUACAGCCUCUGGUAAAUGGUACACAAAAUUCUUAAAGCAUGUCAUUCAACACUAA
Cajanus cajan (pigeon pea) is the source of this 1543-nucleotide messenger RNA. Its product is annotated as furostanol glycoside 26-O-beta-glucosidase. The record is from RefSeq and is a predicted model, not a curated record. Gene Ontology annotation, biological process: carbohydrate metabolic process. Gene Ontology annotation, molecular function: beta-glucosidase activity. Lineage: Eukaryota; Viridiplantae; Streptophyta; Magnoliopsida; Fabales; Fabaceae.